This is a messenger RNA of Cylindrotheca closterium, 1368 nucleotides long. The record is from the annotation of a GenBank genome assembly. NCBI's taxonomy places the organism in Eukaryota, Bacillariophyta, Bacillariophyceae, Bacillariales, Bacillariaceae.
AUGCAGAACCUGAAGGCUGACCCUGUAUUCGAAGCAUUGGAUAAGAUAUUCCGCUGCUACAACAAGGCAGGCUUUCAAGUCAAGAUCAUCAAGUGUGACCGGGCGUUCAUUCCUCUCACGGAUGAUAUGAUAGACGAUAUGGGUGUUACUAUUGACCCGACUGCAGCUGGAGACCACGAGCCUACCGCUGAGCGAAACAAUAGGACGCUGAAAGAAAGAGUAAGAGUAGCUCUUGCACAAUUACCCUACAAAGUGGUCCCAAAAGUGAUCACUGAAUGUCUUGGACGUCAAGCCGCCAAGCUAUUGAAUGUCUUUCCCCAGAAAGACAGUAUCUCAUCACAUUUCAGUCCGCAGCAACUCAUUGAUAAUGUCAAUAUCAACUACAAGAGUGACAUGGUUGCUGAACUUGGACAAUAUGUUCAUGCAAUUGGGACGGAUUCCAACAAUUCGAUGGAACCCCGAAGUAUCGAAGCAAUUUACAUUGAACCUACGAAGGGACAACGUACUGGGCACCGAGUGCUCAACCUCAAUACUAAGAAGAUGAUUUCCCGACCCAAGGUUGUUGUACUACCCGUUACCGAUCAAGUAAUCCAGCGUGUUGAAGCUUGGGCUGCUGCCAAGGGUGUUACUUCCAUGAAGUUCUUCGAUAAGAAGAGAGAUUUGGAGACAUUUCAAGAUGGCAAUCAAAUUGCAGGAGUGGAUGACACGGAACAAGGUUACUUAGAAGAAGCCUUUGAUCAGGACUAUGAACCUGAAGAUGAUGAACGUGAUUUCAAUCUAUGUGGACAAUUCGAUGAUAUCAAUGACUCCAAAAGAGAAGAGCUCUUGGCAGAUGCAGACAAUGAUGUCGAUGAUAUGCCAGAACUCACUGUCAGAUUCCAAGGAGAUGAUGACUAUGAAUCAGACGACGAUUCAGGUGAUGAAGGCGACGAAGAGGAAGAACCUAUUGUGGCCAAUUUGGAUCACCAUCAAGAAAAUGUCGAUAGAGGAGCCGAUGAUAUUGGGAGCCUUGUUACUGAUCUGGAGGACCUACAAGAGCCGCCAGAAGAAGAGAUUGUAUUUGAGCCUGAAAUGCCUCAAGUAGCAAAAGUCACUCGAUCUGGGCAAACGUAUGCGCAAGCUACAAUGUCUGGGCUGAACCUUUCUCAAGUUCCAAAGAGACCAAGAGAAUGGCCUUUGAGCAGGAGUGGCAGUUCUGCCAAUAAGAACAAAAAUCAAGUUGCGACAAGACGCAAGCAUCGAGAAAGAGAAUUGAAACCGUUGAAGAACAAGUUAAAAUCUGGUAUUUGUACCAAAGAAGGAAGUCGCAGUACUAAAGACAGUAAAGCUAUCCUUGAAGCACAGCACAAUCUAUGUUUCCAACAGAUU